CUGGAGCAAAGGGGACGCAGCUAAAGCAGAGGCAGGGGGCGAAAUGUGGGGAGGAAGUAAACAGCAGAGCGGGCAGCAGGAGAAAAAGGGGGCAAUCGAAUCAUCGGAGCGCCCAUCGAGGAGGAGGAGGAGGCGGACAUGAAGGAGGGCUCCCCGGGGGGGAAACGGUGUGUUUGUCCGUCUGUCGUCGAGGCGCAGCGAUGGACGGUGCGCGGCGCAGGGAGGAAACGGCAACGACGGAGCCCUCGCGACGCGUAAACAGCGGGACAAAGCGCGAGGAGGAGUGAGGCGCGUGAGGAGUGGCGCGCCUGUGGGAGCCGAGUGCGCGAGGGCCGGAGCGCGCGGGGAGCGGGGCGCGCCGAGAGCCGCCGCCAGAUGCGGGGAAGGAGGGCGCUCGACCGGCAGGCCGCCGCCGCACCGCGGUGCAAAAAAAACGAUUUGUUUAGCUAGCAAGCUAAUUGCUAGCCGCGCCACUUCGACAUAACAGCAAGCGGGAGACACCGCCGUCCGACCGCGGGCAGAGGUCAUUUAUUUUCCCGCCCAUUUUUAAUGUAGUAAGGCUGACGAAAGUCGCGAUAGAUGGGCCGCAAGAAGAAGACGCUGCACGACUACGCGGCCGAGUUUGGCGACCUGGCCGUCAAGAGGCACCUGGUGGAGCAGCAGAGUUCCGGCGAGAGGAGCCUCCUGGAGGUGCUCUACUGCAAGGCGUGCGAGAUCCCCGUGCGGGUGCGCCGGGACCGCAUCCUCGAGCACCUGGCCUCGGCCAGACACUACCGCAACCGGCGGCUCGUCAAGACUUGGGACCGGAAGGAGGUGCACGUGUUGCCAGAGAUGGAUCCCCAGCCCAGUUCACCUGGGCAGCUGGACUCCACGGCACCCUUGACCUUACCGUCCGUGCAGGUCUCGGCAGGAAACCACUGCUCUUCCACCAGCGUCAUGUCCCGUCUGUGCACCCCUUCCCAGGUAGGACCUACUGUUCACUCCGGUGCUGCCCCCGAUGGGAAGGGCGUGGCCUCCUCCCGCGCCCCCUCGGUGUCUGUCUCUCGAGCUCAGGGUGCAGGGCUGCCGGCACUGGGGCCCAGCCGGUGGCUACUGCCAGCAGAUUGCCCCAGCUCUGGGAGGAGCCGGCCCGUGGGCACCGGUGUGGGAUUGGCCUUGAUCGGCGCAGCCUCUGGCUGCAGGGCCCUGUGCCGCAGCUUGCUGGAGGAGAGCUGCUGCCACCUGCUGUAUGUAGUGGAGGACCAUCGCUGGGACGUGAACGGCUACUUCGGCCAGGAGCGGCUCGCUCACACCAGGCUGCUGCACACUGUGGACAUGGAUGUGGCUCUCAGUGACCCACGGGUAGCGGGUGUGGUGGUCUGCUCUCCCCCAGGCGAUGCCUCCCCAGUGGUCCUCCGUGCCUUGCGUGCAGGUAAAGGUGUAUUUUGUGAGAAGCUGCCCAGCUUAGACCGCUUUGUUGCGGAAUCCUGUUUCGAGGAAGCCGAAAUCCGAGGAAGACCACUCGUGUGUGGGUUCUACAAACGUUUCGACCCAGCCCUGCAGUACUUGCACAAGCGGGUGAACGAGAACGACAGCCUUGGCAGGAUACAGCGGAUUUCGUCCAUCACCCGCCUCUACCCCCAUCCCACUGUGAACAGAAUCAAAUCAUCUGGCGGGAUCUUCUACAGCUUGGCGGUUCAUGACAUCGAUGUCAUCUGUUGGCUGUUGGGAGAACGGGCUCCAGACACCAUCUUUUCCUUGGGUCAUGCCUUCUGUGCAGAGCUCGCUGCCCUCAAUGAUGCCGACUCCAUCUCCAUCUGCAUGAAGUUCUCUAGCGGUGCUGUGGCCUCCCUGGAUGUCAGCCAGCAUUGCAGCAAGAGCUGCGACCAAAGACUGGAGGUCCAUGGGUCCGAGGGCUCCUUGCAGAUGGAGAACAAGAACCCCCUGGGCAUCUCAGACUUCAGCUCCUCUCCAGCCCCACGGCCCCAGCUUGCCAUUGACCGCUUCCAGGAUGCCUACCGUGAACUGCUGCGGCACUUCCUACGGACGCUCAGGGGAAGGGAGGCGCCGUUCUUCACCAAAGAGCAGUACCUGUGGACGGUGCAGGUGGCGGCUGCGGCCGAGCAGUCGUGGAAGAACGGUUCAGCGGUGGACUUGCGCAGCGUGGUGCCUGACACCGCUACCGUCAAGACCGAGGCGUGACGGGAGGAGCCCUAAACCACAAUGCCCGGCUGAGGGACGAGACUACGCGUCGGUCCACACCUUGGUCCGCAUGUUCCCAUGGGAACAAUGAGCACACGGAGGGAAUCGCUGCAAGACUCGGCCUCUUAAUCGGAUUGGGAAACGGGCAAAUGAAAAAUCAUAACCGCCAUCCCUUUUUGUGUUUCACCCAAACGUCCUCGGACCUGCCCGGCCAUUCCUUCACUUAUCAAAACAAACUUUUCCUCCUCUUCCCACAUCCGAGGUCAUUCCCAUUAGAGCGACUUUUGUCUGGUGUGGACAAGAACAGACGAAAUCUGAGCUUGGGUGACAUCACUUUAAGCUUUCUUAAGCUUCGCCAUCUUUAAAGAUAAAGCUAAACUAAACAUUCCUCAAGAUCAAAACGGACGGUUGACUGAAAGUGGUCCUUUUAAAGAGGUUUCACCCAUUUUUACGUUCUGUACAUCGAGACGUUUGAUGCUUUUCAAGUCUUUGUUUGCUGUAUUGCUCAGCUGAGUGAUGUUCUGAGUGAAGUAAGAAAAUAGGAACAGCGUGUUUUAAUAGUUUUUGUAUGAACUAUCAUUUGAUUUCCUGACAUGUAGGGUGUGUUUUUAUUCUUAGCCAUAAGAACACAGCAGAUCUUCUGUUAGGCUUGAACCUGCAACCAUCAGGUUACGGGUCUCUCUUUCGUAGCCACUAUACCACUUGCUGAUCGUCUUAAAUGAUAUUAUCAUGUCUUGGUGUCCACAGCUAUACUUGUCAAGAAAUAUGUCACCGCGGUGAGAAAAUGAAAAAUGUUUCAUAUGAAACCCUGAAAAA
This is a messenger RNA of Scleropages formosus (Asian bonytongue), 2997 nucleotides long. Its product is annotated as myo-inositol 2-dehydrogenase-like. Gene Ontology annotation, biological process: NADPH regeneration. Gene Ontology annotation, cellular component: cytoplasm. The transcript has 10 exons. Gene Ontology annotation, molecular function: oxidoreductase activity. The coding region runs from base 580 to 2181 and encodes 533 amino acids. NCBI's taxonomy places the organism in Eukaryota, Metazoa, Chordata, Actinopteri, Osteoglossiformes, Osteoglossidae. The record is from RefSeq and is a predicted model, not a curated record.